AUGACCUCACAUAUCACGAACCAUCAUAAGUACUUUCCACCUCCCAGUAAUCAGAUUGAACUUCAUAUUAAUGAUCAGGAUUUUGAACACAUAUUCUCAAAUCCUUAUGUUAAAGAUCACUUAACAUCCACUUUCAAAGAUAAACCUAUCAAUAAAAAGGACUCUUGCAGAGCCAUUAACAACAACAACAACAACAUGGUUAAAGCAAGCAACAUCAGAGGAGGAACUCAAAGCAUUAAUGAGAUAAGACCUCAAAAGAACAAGUCUAAUAUGAGACUUAGCAAUCUUAAAGCUUUUAUGCGAAAUAAAGACAAUAAUAACCUAUCUAACGAGAUCAAAAACCCGAUAUGGACAAAUAAAGAUCAUCAACACAACGUAAACUGCAAAAACAUCAAUGAUAAGGACAAGGAUCCUAGUAUAGACUCUAUCAACAACAAUAACACUAUGAAGAAUAAGUACCUUUCCAAAAGAAAAAUCAUAAAUUUUGACUCCAUCAUACACAAGCCUCAAAAUAAUAGCAUGCAAGAUAGAGAAGAGAUCAGAAAGGAUAAAUUGAUUAACCAAAAUCAAAUCAAUCAGAAUUGUAAGCACAAACCUGAUGUUGAAGACAAAGAUAUUGAGAAAUCCCCGUCGGCUAAGGAUUGGAUUUAUUGUACCUUAGAUGCGAGCUUAGUCGUUGAAGGGAUCCGAGGAUUAUUAGUCAUUUUCACAAUUUGGAUGGCGAGAUAA
Lathyrus oleraceus (garden pea) is the source of this 729-nucleotide messenger RNA. RefSeq lists its product as uncharacterized. The coding region runs from base 1 to 729 and encodes 242 amino acids. NCBI's taxonomy places the organism in Eukaryota, Viridiplantae, Streptophyta, Magnoliopsida, Fabales, Fabaceae. The record is from RefSeq and is a predicted model, not a curated record. The transcript has a single exon.